GUGCCAAACUCCAAUGUCCAAUCCCCUUCCCUCUGUCGCAUCUCUACCGUGGAACUUUUAAAAGCCGCUGCGCUCCACACAUCCAGCACGCAUGAGCUUCUGUCUGCAAGCGGUGGCACACCUCAGCUAUUAGAAACUCGUAACUUUAUUACUUUGUGACACAUUAAACAUGGCACUUCAGUGCACUAUUCUGCACGUGAGCCGCAAGAGUCUGCUCCAGGAGACGUGCAAGCAGUUUUUCCUGCAAGCCCACGGGCUGCACAAGUCCGAGGCGAGCGGCUCUCUGGAGAUCGCGGCGCACAGUCCAGCGGCUCUCAAGGAGGAGAACAUGGUGCGCCCCGCCGAGAAGGCGCAGAAGGCGGAGAGAGUAAAGACGCUGCAAGAGAUGCCCGGACCCAGCACCAUCUCCAACCUCAUGGAGUUCUUCUACCGGGAUGGCUUCAGCCGCAUCCAUGAGAUCCAGAUGGAACACUCUCAGAAGUAUGGGAAGAUCUUUAAGUCACGAUUUGGACCUCAGCUGGUGGUAUCCAUCUCUGACAGAGACAUGGUGGCUCAGGUUCUCAGGGCUGAAGGUGUGGCACCUCAGAGAGGAAACAUGGAGUCCUGGAAGGAAUAUAGAGACCUGAGGGGGAGAUCCACUGGACUAAUUUCAGCCGAGGGGGACGAGUGGCUGAAGAUGCGCAGUGUUCUUCGUCAGCUUGUCAUGCGCCCAAAAGAUGCAGCCGUUUUCUCCCCUGAUGUUAAUGCCGUGGUAUCUGACCUGGUGGACAGAAUCAAGACACUGCGAAGCCAGCAGAAUGACGGCCUUACUGUCCUCAACAUCAAUGACCUGUUCUUCAAAUAUGCAAUGGAAGGUGUGGCAACCAUUUUGUAUGAGACUCGACUAGGCUGCUUGGAAGACAAAAUUCCAAAGAUGAGUCAGGAGUACAUUGCUGCACUGCACCUCAUGUUUAGCUCUUUUAAGACCACCAUGUACGCCGGUGCCAUUCCCAAAUGGCUGCGUCCCAUCAUUCCCAAACCCUGGGAGGAGUUUUGCAGCUCAUGGGAUGGCCUCUUUAAAUUCAGCCAGAUCCAUGUGGACAAGAGGCUUUCAGAGGUCAAAAAGAAGAUUGAGAAGGGCGAAGCGAUUAAAGGAGGUUUGUUGACUCAUAUGCUCGUCACAAGAGAGAUGAAUUUGGAGGAGAUCUAUGCAAACAUGACAGAAAUGCUCCUGGCUGGGGUUGACACGACCUCUUUCACACUGUCAUGGAGCGCAUACCUUCUGGCAAGACAUCCCAUGGUACAGCAGGAGAUCUUUGAGGAAGUGGACCGUGUGCUGGAUGGACGGGUCCCAACUGGAGAGGAUGUUGCUAAUUUGCCCCUGAUUAGAGGGCUUGUAAAAGAGACGCUCAGGCUUUUCCCUGUUCUCCCUGGAAACGGCCGUGUUACACAGGAUGAUUUGAUCAUUGGAGGUUAUUUCAUCCCUAAAGGGACUCAGCUUGCUCUGUGUCAUUACUCCACCUCCAUGGAGGAGGAGAACUUCCCCCAUGCUGAUGAGUUCCGUCCAGACCGCUGGAUCCGCAAGGAUGCCUCUGACCGUGUCGAUAACUUUGGCUCCAUUCCAUUUGGCUACGGUAUUCGCAGCUGCAUCGGUAGAAGAAUAGCUGAGCUGGAGAUGCAUCUGGCUCUUACACAGCUCCUUCAGAAGUUCCACAUCGAGGUGUCUCCCCAGACCACUGAUGUGCGUGCUAAAACUCAUGGCCUCCUCUGUCCGGGAGCACCCAUCGACCUUAGAUUUGUGGACCGAAAGUAGACUGCCAUUACACUUUGUGUAAAUACAGUACAAAACUUAAUCCACCUUGUGCUUCUAGAAGUCCAAAGAUGGUUAGUGUCAUUAUGUAUUACAGUGCUUUUAGUAUUUUUUUAAUAGUUUUAAAUAGAGUUUCUGUUUGGUUGGUAGUUUUAUUAAUUAUUGCUGCUGUGUAAGAAUGUACAGAUCCAAACAGAUGACCGAAUAUUUUCAAAAUGUUUAGAACUUGUGCUCUUUUAUAAUAUCAAAUCAAUACCGAUUACUUUCAGAAUUGUGUUUUAAAUGGCAAAUCUUUUUUUUUAUUAUUCAAAUUAAAUAUAUUUUUUUUCCCUCUCAGCUUAAAAAUGUAUGUGGUCAAGAAAAAUUUGUAUAUAGAAGUUUUACAAUUGCAUUAGCUUUAGUAUCAAGCUCAUUAUUUAUUUAACAUGGAUACUUGCACAUAGUCGUAUAUACACGCUUAACAUAUACGCUUAAUGACUUUUAGCUUACAAGCAAGACUUCCCUAAGCAAACAUAAGUAAGUCCUACCACAGCUACAAAGCUACUUUAGAAAAUCAGGAGUUAUGCUGAUAUCCUGUCCUAUAGACACUAAUGUCAUAAAAUAUUGUGUACAGGAAACACUUCUAAUCAAAAAGAUGUCCAUCUUGAUUUCAGAGUGACUAUGAUUUUCUUAUGAAUAUGAAAUAUCAUGUCUUUGUCAUCAGGGAUUUUGUAAGUUGUUCCUCUGAGGAAUACAUUUGAACGCAAAAUACAAACUUGUGCCUCUUUGUUAGUGCACUAGCCAUGUAGGCACGAGAUGGAUAAUGGGACAUGUUGAGAAUGAAUUACUUCAAGACAAAAAGGUGAAGCCACUCAAAAAUGCACUGAGUCAAGUUUGGAAGGGUUUGAUAUGUUGACACUGUUCAAUGAGCUGCUGAAUUUUGUAAGAGAAUAAAUAAAAUGAAUGAAUUGCA
Molecule: messenger RNA, 2741 nt
Organism: Myxocyprinus asiaticus (Chinese sucker)
Lineage: Eukaryota; Metazoa; Chordata; Actinopteri; Cypriniformes; Catostomidae
Product: cytochrome P450 27C1
Exons: 9
Coding region: 170-1792 (540 amino acids)
Biological process (GO): cholesterol metabolic process; C21-steroid hormone biosynthetic process; cortisol metabolic process
Cellular component (GO): mitochondrial inner membrane
Molecular function (GO): oxidoreductase activity, acting on paired donors, with incorporation or reduction of molecular oxygen; iron ion binding; heme binding
Source: RefSeq, a predicted model, not a curated record